CUCUAUCUGUUUUGGUUUAGAAUUUGGUGAAAUUUCUUUUUGUCAUUUCCAGUUACGGUUGAUUUUUCUUUAUCUAUUCUCUUUAUAUCUUGAUAAAGUAUGUUGAUUCUUCCGUUUGUUUAUUUACACUGUGCUUGUUAAUUGUUUCCGAAUAUUUUGUGAAUCAAAUGAACUGUAUAAUUUUUAUUUCUCAAUAUCUGAGUUUCGACAUGUGAUUUUGGAACGAAUGCAUUUUUUUUAAAUGCUUUUUUUAUGAAUAAUUUAUUGAUGCACUUGAAUGUUGGGUUUUCGGUGUAAUACUGGAAUACGUUACUGUUUUCUCUCUUCAUUUUAAUAGAACAUGCUUAUGCUAUCUAUUUUUUUUUUGUUAAUUAGUUACUGAUAUUGGUCUAAUUGUCUUCAUAUGCUGUGGAGUUUCCAUCUGACCUGAGUUAUUUGUGUUGUGAAGAUGCUAGUGAUAGGGUAAUAAUACCAGUUUAAGUUUUAGAGACCUCAGUCCUGGAACUUAGGAACGAUCAUGAUAGAUACUGUCUUAGCUUCAGCAAGUUUUUGAAUGAUCUGUUCAAUGGUUUGUGCUUUUGAGAUAUGUAGAACAAUUUUCAGAUGAUAAAUCAGUUUUGCAGCUUUUUACUUAUUAGCAAAUAGGGUUUCAUUUAAGCUGGUAAGUAAUUUCUCCUUGCAUUUUGAGGUGAUUCUGUUUUUGGUCACUUCAUACUAGUAGCAUGGUGACCCUAUUGUUUCAAUUUAAGCAUUAUUAAAAAUUAAUGGGCUUAAAGUACUACAGAAUUUGUUUCAACGCUAGUAGUAAAUGUAACUGAUGUUUCCUUCUUUGCUAACUAUCAACUUAGCACACAAUUAUUUGGACUUCGAAGGAAUUCUCUAUGCAAUUUUAAGCUUGUUUCCGAUAUUUGCACUAGGAUUGCUGUUACUGCAAACUUCCUGUUAUUGAGGAUUGCUUUAUUUACUUGGUUGGUCAAGUGAGUUGAGGAGUCUUUCAGUGCAGGUUUGUAUUUAGUCAGUCAUGCUGGUUAGCAUUUGCAUUUUCUUACAUGCAAUUAUCCAAGGGCAUUGGAAGUAAAGUUGAAGCAUCUUAUUCCUCUUUGGGAAUGCACGCCUAAUAAUUAUCUACAGAUAUGUGCUUUGCAUAUUGAUUUUUUUUUGUCUCAAACCAUUGAUAAAGUGAAUAUUUUUGGUAAAAAUGGAUCUGAACCCCAUUAAAGACGCAUUUGCUCACAUUGCAAAGAGGCAAAAGCUGUCCAGUUCUAAAGCUGAAGAAGCGAUUGACCAGGUUAUGCAAGAAAUUGAAAAGGCAUUGGAAAUAUUAGAGUCUAGUGACUCCAGCUCUGAAUUUGUCUAUAAAUCUGCUAUUGGUGAGCUUAAGAAAAAGCUGCAAGAUAUUUCUCCCAUCAGUCAGCUGGAAGGCACACAGAAGGAACUGAAUAUGGCCCUGAGCAAGUAUCCAAAGCAACUCGAGAAAUCUUUCCACCCGGACAUCUCCAAGACAUGCAGAAAUAUCGGCUUUGAUGUCCACACAGUCAACCAAGUAAUUGGAAGGCAUUUCUACCGACUUGGAUUAUUUAGUAUUGGUGACUGCUUCAUAAAUGAGGCCAAGGAAUCUGAAUCUACUGUUACUGUGCGAUCCAUGUUCUCAGAAAUGUAUCUAAUAGUAGAAGCUAUGAAGGAUCGAAACCUAGAGCCUGCAAUAAAGUGGGCUGCUGCCAACUCUAAUAAGCUUAAAGAAAAUGGUUCAGACCUUCAGCUGAAACUUCAUCGCUUGCAGUUUCUGGAAAUACUGCAAAAUGGACGUAGAGGUGAAUCUCUCACAUAUGCCAGAACUCAUUUUGCUCCUUUUGCAGCCAACCAUUUUGGUGAAAUUCAGAAACUCAUGGCCUGCCUCCUGUGGUCUGGUAAGCUUGAUCACUCCCCUUAUUCCGAAUUUCUGUCUCCCGCUAACUGGAACAGAGUGGCUGACGAGCUAACUAGGCAAUUCUGCUAUCUUCUGGGGCAGUCUUUUGAAAGCCCAUUGAGUGUGACAAUAGCAGCAGGGUUUCAAGGGUUACCGCCUCUUCUGAAGUUUAUGAACGUAAUGGCGGGCAAGAAGCUCGAAUGGCAGUCAAUGAAGCAGUUGCCGGUGCCCAUGGAGCUUGAUAAAGAAUUUCAGUUCCAUCCGAUCUUCGUGUGUCCAGUAUCUAAGGAGCAAUCGUCUGAUGAGAAUCCCCCAAUGUUGAUGUCCUGUGGCCACGUACUCUGCAAACAAUCUGUCAAUAAGAUGUCAAAGAACAGCUCCAAAACCUUCAAGUGCCCGUACUGUCCAUCUGAUAUCGACGCAGCGCAGUGUAGGCAGCUGUAUUUCUGAAUCGUAGUCCAUUUGUACAUUGAAAUGUAUUGAUCUCUCUCUUUAGAUAUAUGAAAAUUGUGUAGAAGCUGAUGAUGGUGUAUUGUGUAGCCAAGGGCAUGCUGAGGGUGACAAAGCUGGGCCAUUGUUGUACUGUUUGGUUGAUGCAUUUGUGGUAAAUAGACAUUCUUUGCAGAUUUAUAUUGGGAAUGGAAAACUAGUUCCGGUACA
Manihot esculenta (cassava) is the source of this 2566-nucleotide messenger RNA. RefSeq names its product protein RMD5 homolog. The transcript has 2 exons. Lineage: Eukaryota; Viridiplantae; Streptophyta; Magnoliopsida; Malpighiales; Euphorbiaceae. Gene Ontology annotation, cellular component: GID complex; nucleus; cytoplasm. Gene Ontology annotation, molecular function: ubiquitin protein ligase activity. The record is from RefSeq and is a predicted model, not a curated record. The coding region runs from base 1199 to 2356 and encodes 385 amino acids. Gene Ontology annotation, biological process: proteasome-mediated ubiquitin-dependent protein catabolic process.